UUGUUCCUCCGGUAACCGGACGCGCGCGUCUGUUCGCUGCUAGAGGGGUCGUGACGGCGGAGGCGGCGCGUUUUUUGUCUGCGCGCUCGAUGCGUGCCCUCGCAGAGAGUCAUCUGGGCGCUGUUUCUGGGGGAGGGGGUCGAGUCGAAGAAAAGAAAAGAAAAUAGCGCAAGGAAGAAGUUGGAGACAAAAGAGGAAGGAGUCGGAGGAGAAGUUAACAGGGACGCGCGCACGUGGAUGAAAGAAAGAGCUCAUCUUAACGCGUAACUUUAACGUUAACUUUUGACAAGUCCACAAGCGUGCCGAUGAGACUCUUUAACUGUAACCGAACGACUCGAUAACAUGUAAAAGUUGGAUAGACGCGGCUUUUCGGGGUUUUCUUCUGGAUCAUGAUGGAAAAUCCGAGGAAGAGCUGGAAGUUCUUGAGGGAGUCGCUCAUUCUGUGCUUAUUAUCCGGUCGGGGGAAUGCUGAGUGUGACGGUUGUGUCGAGUACUGUUGUGAUGGUGUACCUCCUUUCUGCUGUUCUUACUAUGCCUAUGUUGGAGAUGUGCUCUCGGGAACAGCCAUCUCUGGGAUCGUGUUUGGUGUUGUGUUCCUAAUGGGUGCGGUGGCCGCCAUCUUUCUUUGCAUCUGUAUGUGUGUGAAGAACGGGCGAGGGGCGAGAGUGGGCGUCUUUAGUACCUCAUAUAUCAACACAGUGACUCAGGGUUACCCAGGCCCACCUCCACCUUACAGUUAUGAUUAUGAGAUGUACCCCACAGAUCUGCGGCCGCCACCGUACACACCGACACCACCCAGAGAAACAAACUCUCCUCCUCCACCGUAUCCAGGAUACAAUAGAAAAUGAGCUGAGAUGAGCCUGUCGUGGCGGGUGAUGAAUGAAACACCUGUAUGAGCUGGUACCUGACCGUGGUUGUGAGGGACUGGAGAAUCCAUCAUAACAGUCACACAGAGACUCUUACAACGGGAUGUGAACAUUUUUGAUGGCAUGGACUUCUACUGAGGACUCAUCUACUGAACACUGAUAUCAUUGAGACCAGGACAUCAUGACAACUCAACUCAUAUGACUUGAGCUAAUAAAUGUGUUUUACUGUGAAGCAAUUUAUUCCGAUUUAACUCUGUGUUGUGUCUUUGACAUGAAUUGAAAAUACAGUAAAAUUACUGUUGUGUUAUUUAUGAAAAUAAGAUCCAUUACUGUUGUACACACAGUACCUAGCCUACAUGAUGUCUGUGUCAUGUAAACACACAAUGCUGAUCAACGUUGAUUUUGUCUGCUGGGGAAAAAUGUUAUGACUAUUUAUUUAUUCACAUGAACAUUAGUACAUUCAUUGGGACCUUGAAGUGUUAUAAAAUAAACCAGGUGCAAUUUCUUUUAAAAUUAUAAGACACAUUUUCUGACCCAUUUACAAGGAAGAUCGCUUUAAAUAUGUGUGUUUACCUUGUAUUAAAAAAAAAAACGUGUAAACGUUCUAUAAAUUAGAGACAAGCUGCAGUUUGAUAAAUGGACACAUGGUGGCAGCAAAGAAAAUAAACCUGUAAAUAAUAUCCUGCAAAUUCAUUUACUAUAACAUUUGUAAACCCGAACGUUUAUGUGUUGAUUAAUACUUGUUGUUGCACAUGUGAAACAAAACAUAUGCGUCAUCAACGUUAUGUUAUUCUGUAAAAAAAAUAA
This is a messenger RNA of Triplophysa rosa, 1673 nucleotides long. It is a transcript of the gene cyyr1, whose product is annotated as cysteine/tyrosine-rich 1. NCBI's taxonomy places the organism in Eukaryota, Metazoa, Chordata, Actinopteri, Cypriniformes, Nemacheilidae. The coding region runs from base 390 to 848 and encodes 152 amino acids. The transcript has 4 exons. The record is from RefSeq and is a predicted model, not a curated record.